CGAAACGUAAGUCGGUGAGCCUCUCUCUCUCUCUCUUAAACAGAUCUAAAAAACCAAAGAAGCGAGAGAACAAAAUCAGUCUUCUCCUCUCCCUUUAUAUAUAAGCACAGAUUUAUAAAUCUGUUUCCCUCUUCCCGAUUUCUCAAUUCUUUUCGUAUAAAAGCUUCAUCUUUUCUCAAUUCUCCCGUCUCUUUUCUCCUGAUUCCUCCCGUUUAAUCUUCUCUAAAUCGUUCUAAAUCUACGAAACCCUAGAUUUCUUGUUCGAAGCUCGGAUUUGCUCGCUGUCGAAAGGUCUGACCUUUAAUCCUUUUUUCAUGGGUUCUUAAUCGUUUAGUGAACCUCUUGAAUACGAUUGGAUCUUACUGGCUCUAUAUUCUUAGAUAAUUGAAACCCUUUAAAAGAAUCUAUCUGAGGAAUGGCUGAUCAAGCAUUGGAAGGGAGUAAUCCAGUGGACCUUGUCAAGCAUCCUUCCGGGAUUGUUCCUACUCUUCAAAACAUUGUUUCUACGGUGAAUUUAGACUGCAAGCUCGAUCUUAAAGCCAUAGCUUUGCAGGCUCGGAAUGCUGAAUAUAAUCCCAAGCGUUUUGCUGCGGUGAUUAUGAGGAUCAGAGAACCCAAGACUACAGCAUUAAUAUUCGCCUCAGGGAAAAUGGUCUGUACUGGAGCAAAGAGCGAAUACUUUUCUAAGAUGGCUGCAAGAAAGUAUGCUAGGAUAGUGCAGAAAUUGGGAUUCCCUGCAAAAUUCAAGGAUUUCAAGAUUCAGAAUAUCGUAGGUUCUUGUGAUGUCAAAUUUCCUAUAAGACUUGAAGGUCUUGCUUACUCUCACGCUGCUUUCUCAAGUUAUGAACCCGAGCUCUUCCCAGGUCUUAUUUACAGGAUGAAAGUGCCAAAAAUUGUUCUUCUAAUCUUUGUAUCUGGGAAGAUCGUGAUCACAGGAGCCAAGAUGAGAGACGAGACAUAUAAAGCCUUUGAGAAUAUAUACCCCGUCCUCAGAGAGUUCAGGAAGAUACAGCAAUAGAUCACAGAUGUGGAGGAUUUGUUCCCUGCCCGAAAAUAGUUGUGGCGAUAGAAGCCCCUUGCAGUUGUUAAAGUUUGCUGAGGAUUUGACCCUUGAAGAAAGGCUUUCACAGUAUCUAGACUCUCACCUUGUGUUUUGGUUCAUAAUAGAACAUUGUAAAUACACAAUGGAGAUUCCAAAGACAAUUCUUCGGUUCUUUUUUCCAAGAUAUGUCUCACAUGUACGCUGCUGUAGCCACUUCUCACGUAUGUUAUGUACAAACUUAAUUCAAUGUGCUGCCCCACCUGCUUUGAAA
Molecule: messenger RNA, 1313 nt
Organism: Capsella rubella
Lineage: Eukaryota; Viridiplantae; Streptophyta; Magnoliopsida; Brassicales; Brassicaceae
Product: TATA-box-binding protein 1
Exons: 10
Coding region: 416-1018 (200 amino acids)
Biological process (GO): DNA-templated transcription initiation
Molecular function (GO): RNA polymerase II general transcription initiation factor activity; DNA binding
Source: RefSeq, a predicted model, not a curated record